Molecule: messenger RNA, 1468 nt
Organism: Ziziphus jujuba (common jujube)
Lineage: Eukaryota; Viridiplantae; Streptophyta; Magnoliopsida; Rosales; Rhamnaceae
Exons: 4
Coding region: 102-1247 (381 amino acids)
Source: RefSeq, a predicted model, not a curated record
UUAAUUAGUACUGCAUUUCUUCUCCAUGACAAGCCGUCCUCAGAAGAAGAAACCUAGUUCAUCUCACGGCAGUUGCAUCGACAGUACUAGUGCUGUUGGUCAUGGUUAUGAAUCUAUGGGAUGCAGAAAUAGUAAAUCGGACAAUCCUAGCUCCGGUACAAGAGCAGCAGAAUCUGUCACAGGCACAUCAACUCAUAAUGGUUCAAGCCAAGAUAAAAGUGCAAAGACGCAGCGCCAACAAGAAGCAGCAAAGUCUGUCACGGGCACAUCAAAGCAUAAUGGUUCAAGCCAAGAUAAAAAUGCAAAGACGCAGCGCCAACAAGAAGCAGCAAAGUCUGUCACGGGCACAUCAAAGCAUAAUCGUUCAAGCCAAGAUAACAGUGCAAAGACGCAGCGCCAGCAAGAAGCAGCAAAGUCUGUCACGGGCACAUCAAAGCAUCAUGGUUCAAGCCAGCAUAAAAGUGGAAAGACGCAGCGCCAACAAGAAGCAGCAAAGUCUGUCAUGGGCACAUGAAAGCAUAAUGGUUCAAACCAACAAGAAGCAGCUCAUGUCACUGGCGAAUCAAAGGGAAGGGUUUCAAGCGAAGAUAACAAGGCAAUGGCGAAGCGCCAAGAAAAUCAAGCUGCUUCUUUCCCUGACAAAUCAAAGCGAGGAGGGGCUGGGGAUGAUCAUCGCAGCCGAGAUAAAAAUGCACCGACGAAGGGCCAUAGAAAGGCAGAUUCUUGAGUCCAAGAUGGAACUGAUGAUAUCUGAAGCUCCCAGACAUAAACAAUCCACAUUUAAGGCCAGUAUAACAUUGCCAGCACCAGCACUAAGUCAACGCACUGUAUCCCUGGGAACAGAAAAUCGAAAAAAGGUUACUAGUUAUCUCUAUCUUCAGCUAUAUAUGUAUUACGGCAUGGUGUUAGAUGGAUUCAUUGAUCUCAAGCAUGUUUACUCCGGUUCACAUAUCAGUACAAUGAAUUGGAAUCUGAUCGGCCAUUCCCGGAGGAGUGACAUUGCCUACGCCGAUCAUGAACAUGGACCUCAUAUGCUGGUAUCAAUCAGUUUCGACCCUCGUUGUGACUCGUUGUCUCCACAAUCCAGCAUGCACUUCGCUGCUUUCUGUGCACCGCUCCUUACUCGCUCUUGCUGCUCACGCUUGCCUCCUUCGUUUUCGCCAGUCUGUCUCUUUCUACCACUGCAGGUUCUUGGAGUUUUCAGCUUCCUCAAUCCUAUGUUGCUGCUCAUCAUGAUGACCUAUUGAGUGAUAGAGCCUUUCAGUUCACUUAGUCUGUAUUUUUGAAUUUAUUGUAUUUCUCUUUCCUGGUACUCUUUUUCCUACAGGUUGUUUUCCCCACUGGGGUUUUUCUUCCUGUAGGUUUUGAUGAGGCCAUGCUUGUUGUUAUGUUUGUUUUCGGGACUUUUUGGUUGUUGGAUGAUUUCUUUCUUGUAACUCUUUUUUCUUACUUUAAUAAAUUUAGCUUG